Aspergillus tanneri is the source of this 972-nucleotide messenger RNA. RefSeq lists its product as uncharacterized. NCBI's taxonomy places the organism in Eukaryota, Fungi, Ascomycota, Eurotiomycetes, Eurotiales, Aspergillaceae. The transcript is spliced from 3 exons. The record is from RefSeq and is a predicted model, not a curated record. The coding region runs from base 1 to 972 and encodes 323 amino acids.
AUGGCUAAUUCAGACUAUUCCAAUCCCGAAUCUCUAGAUAUUCUCACAGCUAUGGUGAACCAGACGCUGAUCGAGACUGGUCGGUUUUUCCGGUCACAAGGCUCCAUGCAAUCCAGGGCGCAGUUGAAACGCUCUAUCCCGGCCGCUCAUGAACAGUUCCAGUGCGCGCUAGACAGUCUCUCGGAGCAGAUAUUCAUUGCCAAAGCAUUUCUCGAGAGAGACUACGAUGCCAUCAAGGCUAGAAAGGCUGCACUGCAGCCAGUGCAAGAAGCUGUCAGGGGUGAAUCGAGCAUGAAGCAAGAGCCCGAGGCUGCGCCCGAGCCGGAGGGAACAGCAGUUGAUGCAAGCCAGAUUGAAUCCAAAUCAGCGGAGGAUAUCACUUCUGCACAACCACUGACAGGCGCGAAUAUCACCGAGCAAGGAUCCGCUGAAACUGCUGUCAAAGCUGAGAAACCAGACGAGACCGCUACCGCUCCGGAACUUGUCCUCUCUGGACCAACAGAAAUCAAUUUUGACUCUGUAUUAAACGAUACCGGAGCUGGCGCGAACGAAUUCGAUCUGAACCUGGAUUUCGGGAACGAUGACCUCGGCAACGAAAACUUCUUAUCGGGAUCUAACGUGGACGGCGCCAACACCGGCAUUACGGACCAGGGAGGGAAAGGAGGCGAGUCGUUGGCGAAUCAAGCAUCAGAUUUCCCCGGGAUGGAGAAUCAAGACACCAGCAUGCCGACAGGGGGCGAUGCGUUUGACUUGGAGUUACAAAAGGCAGAGGGAUUCUCCGGUAUUGAUGGUACACAAGACGACUUAUUUGGCGGCAAUACGGAGGAUAUCAUGGCACCGGGAGAAUCUAGUUUCGACGAUCUGUUCAUGGAAAGCGAGAACUUUGGCAGCGGUGGGGUUGGUGAUCCGAAUUUACUGGAAGGAGAUGGGUUGAUGAAUAUUAAUGAGCUUGAUGAUAGCUGGUUCACUUGA